AUGACUUCCACAUCGCAGUCGCCGUCUUCGCCGACGCGACCGACCACAGACGCGCCUUCAUCGCAUACAGCUACGCAAAGUUCAAAUGCCAACUCGGAAAAGUCCGCCGACAAUCCCGCCAAUGGAGGACAAGAGGAGGUUCAGGCGGCAAAGAAGCCCAGUUUGAAAGAGAGGGCCGAGAAAUUAUGGGCAAAAACACAACUGGAUCCUACAACCAUGAAGAUUAUGGCCAAGGGUGCUCUUGCACCAACAAUCAGUCUGGCUGCAUACCAGGCUACCAAUUUCGCAGAGACAUACACUACCUUAGGUUACCUCGUUGGAGUCGUCUCAAUCUUGAGUUUCCCAAUCAUGCCCAGAUCGAAGUUCUUUCAAACCUGGUUUCUAAAUAUGUUAUCCGCAUGCUUCGCUGCAUGCAUUGCUCUACUAGCGAUAUAUUGUGCCGUCCAGGCUAGACUCCACACUGAGACCAGAGUACGGACUGGGGGUCCCGGCACGAGCGGAACUCCUGCUCCAGGUGCAGCUACUUCCACCUACAACUCGUCAGCAGCUGCGGUCAGUGGUGUCUGGCUGUUCUUUGAAAUCUGGAUUAUCAAUACCAUGCGAGCGAGGAACCCCCAACUCAUGAUCCCGGGCAUCAUUGCCACCAUCUUCGCAAACGUAAGUAUGGUCUAUGCACCUCAGUUCAACUCGAUGACUGCCGGAAUUUCCUUCGUCAAAAGACUUCUCGAAUCCUUCUUCACAGGUUUCGCAAUAGGAGGAGCUGUAUCUCUAGUCAUUUUCCCAAUGACCAUGCGAGGUGUCGUCUUCAAGGAGUUUACUGGAUACAUCAUGCUCUUGCGCAAGAUGACCAAGGCCAACCUUACAUAUCUUCAAAGUCUCGAGGAAACAGACAUGUUUUUUGGAAGAAGCGACACCAACAUUCCAGAAAAGCCAAAGCGCACUACAGAAGCUCAAGCCAUUAAGGAUACGCUUGCAGGACUUGCCGCUUUGCACGGAAAACUUUCUGUCGAUCUGACCUUUGCCAAAAGAGAGGUGGCUGUAGGACGACUUGGCCCAGAUGAUCUGCAAGAGAUAUUCAAACGAUUACGGGGAUUGAUGCUCCCCAUUAUCGGUCUCAGUAGUGUUAUCGAUGUGUUUGAGAGAAUCGCUGAAGACAGAAAUUGGAAUCAUCCUGCCCCAGCAAAACCGAUAGAGGAGCUUGAUGAUCCUAACGAGAGGAGUCGAAUGGAGGCCGUCGCAGAUUGGCAUGCCAUUUUCAGAACGAUGCGAGAACCUUUUGCUCGAAUCGUCGGAGAUAUCGACGAGGGCUUUGAGCACGUACUAAUUACCCUGCAGCUAAUCAAGCCGCCAAAAAGAGAAAUCGAUACUGAGUCUGAAGGCGAUCGUCCUCAUCCUGGUGAUAAAGAGUUCCAAGGGUACCACUUCAAACGAGUAGACGAUUAUCACAGCCAGAAGCGUAAUUUAUUGAGACGAUGGUGCGAACUCAGAGGCUUCUCACUACCCGACGACUUCUUCGAAAACGCACAGACAGCUGAAUUCACUGCUCCGGAAUGGUACCACAACGUUAAGAACAAUGACGAGCGCCAGAAAUACAGAGCCAGACUCUUCAUUGUCCUAUACGUCGACUACUUGCUGGACUCGAUAGCCAUGACGGUCCAUGAUUUCGUCAAGUAUGCAGAUGCCAAGGUCGAAAGCGGAAAAUUGGGCCGCAAAAGACUUAUUGUCCCUGGUGUCAAGCGCCUGCGAAAGUGGGUCAAGUCGGCCUACAGCCGAAAGCAGGAUGCAUACACUGACGAGCAGCACGGCAUGAACGAGGAUGGCAAUCGAUCUUCCAACGUGUAUCUCGGCGAUGCUUAUAGCAAGCGCAGGGAUCCUGAGCACUUGCCUCCAAGCAAUGCGUGGGAGAGAUUCGGAGACCGGAUCCGUGGCGUUGCUCAUUUUCUUCGCUCGCCCGCAUCGUCGUUCGGUUUCCGAGCUGCUUGUGCUACUAUGUGUCUUGCCAUUGUCGCAUAUCUGCACGACACACAGACCUUCUACGUCAGACAACGCUUGUUCUGGGCACAAAUCAUGGUUGGCAUGAGUAUGUCGCCUUCUGCCGGGCAGAGCUUGUUUAGUUUCGUGCUCCGUCUGGUUGGCACUUUUGCUGCGAUGGUAACGAGUUUCAUCAUUUGGUACAUUGUCGACGGACAUACUGCAGGAGUCCUAGUCUUCUUCUGGUUCUUCGUAGCAUGGGGCUUCUUCAUCGUCUUGAAGUUCCCUCGCUUCGUACCCGUGGGCAUGAUCUACUCCGUCACCAAUACCCUUAUCAUCGGCUACGAAUUGCAAGUAAGGAAGAUCGGUGUAGCUGCUUCAGAGAGCAACGGUCAAGCAUACUAUCCCAUCUACGAGCUGGCGCCUUAUCGACUGGCCACUGUCGCUGCCGGUAUCUUCGUAGCUUGGGUGUGGACCGUCUUCCCCUACCCCAUCUCAGAGCACUCAGAACUUCGCCGUAACCUCGGCUCAUCGCUUUAUCUUCUGGCAAACUACUACUCGGUCGUGGUUGAAACUGUCAAGAUCCGCGUUAGAGGCGACGACUUCCAAGACUUGGACUCGUUCAAUGACAAGGACCACCCCGCCAAGAAGCUGGAGAAGAUCAGACAGACUGUCUUUUCCAAGUCUGUCUUGCUUCUGCAAGGACUACGUACACAUUCGGGUUUCAUCAAAUACGAUGUUCCGAUCGGUGGUCGCUUCCCGCGUCAAAACUACGACAGAAUUAUCGCUCGUAUUCAAGAUAUCCUGAACUUUGCCUCCCUUCUCAGCUACGCAUCACAAACAUUCUCCGACAUGCGCAAUGCAGAUAAAGAUGGCUCAGAGUCACAAUGGCUCAACGACUUCCGCCGCCUCGUCACCGAAGCCGAUAUCACCAGCAAAGAAUCUACAACCCUCCUCUCCCUCCUCUCGGCCUCUGUAGCCAGCGGUCAACCCCUCCCACCCUACCUACAACACCCCGAACCCUACCGUCUGAGCGCGAAACUCGAAAGUCUAGAUGCGAGUAUCCUAUCCGUCCGUCACAUGGCCGAGCCGGGUUUCGCAGCCUUUGCAGUCAUGCAAAUUUCGACCAAAUUUAUUGGCGAUGAUAUCAAGGCGUUGCUGGCGGAUAUCAAGGAGUUGGUUGGCGAACUUGACUUCUCGUUCCACGUUGUUAGUACAAAGGAUGCUUCGCCUAAUGAGAGUCAGGAUACGCUGAUUAGGGAUGAUUCGAAUGAGCGACGAAAGGCUGAUUAG
Molecule: messenger RNA, 3264 nt
Organism: Aureobasidium subglaciale EXF-2481
Lineage: Eukaryota; Fungi; Ascomycota; Dothideomycetes; Dothideales; Saccotheciaceae
Exons: 2
Coding region: 1-3264 (1087 amino acids)
Source: RefSeq, a predicted model, not a curated record